Messenger RNA from Rhopilema esculentum, 7898 nucleotides. RefSeq lists its product as uncharacterized. The record is from RefSeq and is a predicted model, not a curated record. Gene Ontology annotation, molecular function: calcium ion binding. NCBI's taxonomy places the organism in Eukaryota, Metazoa, Cnidaria, Scyphozoa, Rhizostomeae, Rhizostomatidae.
UUUACGCGGUUAUCAUUUACGUAACAGCUCACUUGGUGUACACAAGAACCCGUUAUGAAAACGGUAGAUAGUCUAAACAGAGAAAUCACGUCUAACAGGAAGUAGAACUUACUGAAGCAGUUUGUCAGGACUUAAAUCUUAAAAUAAUCGGAUGGGAUACACAAGAAAGCUAUCCGCUGCUCUCUUAGUCUUGUUUGUGGUUCCUGUCACAAGGCAGCUGUUCUUGAAUGGGAAUGGUCCUGUCCAGACAACCUCCGCUAUUGAUAUAAGUAAAGGAUUUUCAUUUGAAUUUAGGACUUGCAGUUCUGGAAGGUUAUUGUAUCAGGGCAAUAGCACCUCCUAUUUUGAAGUGACUUUAACAUCAACAAACAUAACUAGCUUUAGCAGUUUGGUUUUCUCUUGGAGACAUGGAGACCAUAAAGAACAUCACAUUCUUCAAAGCUAUUUCUCAUUGGAUAGAAACAGUCAGGUAGCUGUGAAUUUUAUAGUAAGAAUUGGCCAAGCACCUGUUUUUAGAGUGUCAAGUCCUAUAGAUGUAAAUAAAACAAUUUCAAAUUACUCAUCUUUAAUGAGAAUAAAGGAUUCUGGUCCACUUUUACUUGGACCAAAUGGGUACACUGGCUGUUUGUUUGAUGGAAAAGGAGUAAAUUUGUCUGCUGCCUUGAACCUUUCAAAGUUUCAGUCUAACUGUCCUUGGGCGGAUGGAUUCCCCUGUGCUGAAAAAGUUUGUCCUUCUGGCUUUGCUGGUCAGUAUUGCAAUAAAAAUAUCAAUGAAUGUGGCUCACAUCCAUGUCAUUCGUUUGCAACCUGUAUUGAUGGGAUUAAUAGCUACAAAUGUAUCUGUGGACCACAAUGGACUGGACCAACAUGUGCAACAUUCCUUGGCUCUUUAUGUAGUCCAUCGCCUUGUAAAAAUGGUGGAGUUUGUCAAGAGUCAUAUGAUAGGAAUAACUACUCUUGUAUUUGCCCGAAAGGAUACACUGGUAGAAACUGUGAAAACAUUUCCUAUCCAUGCACCACCAAUCCAUGUUUAAAUGGGGGCCAUUGCUACAACUGGACAAUGCCUGGUGCUGUUUUUGAGUACAAUUGUUCUUGUAUGCAAGGCUUCAAAGGUAUUCAUUGCGAAUUGAAUAUUGAUGACUGUUCCAGCCAUCCAUGCCAUAGAGGGGUUUGCAUUGAUGGAAUUAACAACUUCACUUGCAAUUGUUCUGGAAGUGGAUUCAAAGGCAGUCGCUGCGCAGACGACAUUAACGAGUGCAUUACCGCAAUGCCUUGUAGAAAUAAUGGAACGUGCAAGAACACCUAUGGUGGAUUCGAAUGCAGCUGUAAAACAGGUUACACUGGUCAAGUUUGUGAAUCUGAUGUCCAUGAGUGCAAGGAUUCUCCUUGCUUAAACAACGGAAUGUGCCAGGAGAGGGUUGGUCACUACCAGUGUGACUGUCCGCCAGGAUACACCGGACAGAACUGUGAAACUAAUGUAAACGAGUGUAAAGGAGUCAGUUGUGGAAAUGGAUCUUGUGUUGACCUUAUAAAUGGUUAUUCUUGUGGCUGCCUUGUUGGUUAUACUGGAAAACACUGUGAAACCAAUAUAAAUGACUGUAUCAGCAGCCCUUGCUUGAACAACGGAACAUGUAUUGAUCAAGUCAAUGGGUACCAAUGUCAGUGUCUUGGUGCAUUCAAUGGCACACAUUGUGAAAUAUGGAAUGACUUAUGCAGAACUUCCCAGUGUCUAAACAACGCAAUAUGCAUCCCCAAGAAUGAUACAGUGGCUGGAUUUGAAUGCAAUUGUACUGGAACAGGGCACGCAGGUCCACUCUGUCAAUUUGUUCCUGGUUUGUGCUAUCCUGUGAAUCCCUGCAAACACGGAAAGUGUAAUGAUUUUGGCUCGUUUUAUAACUGUACGUGUGAUAGUGGUUACGAAGGGGUCAAUUGUUCUAUGGAUAUAAAUGAGUGUGUUGCAUCUCCAUGUCAGUACUCCAGUACUUGCCAUAAUACCCCCGGAUCGUAUUAUUGCACGUGUACACCAUACAGUACUGGAAAAAACUGCGAGACUGAUGUUGUGAAAUGUACACCAGCUUGUCAAAACGGAGGUGUCUGUCAAAAUUGGAUAGGAAUAAGAGAUGUUUGCCUCUGCCCUGGUGGUUGGAUGGGAAAUGCCUGCGAGCGGCGAAUUGAUUACUGCGCUACCGACAAACCGUUCUGUGGAAAUGGAAGUUGCAGUAACUACUACUCUAACAGUGAAAACUAUGCAGUAUGCAUUUGCAACGAAGGCUAUACUGGGAGUAACUGCACCAUUGAUCUUGAUGAAUGUGCCCUUGGCUAUUGCAAAAACAGUCUGUCUUGUAAGAAUAGCGUUGGCAGUUAUAGCUGUUCAUGUAGUCCUGGCUAUGGAGGCAAGAACUGCUCUGGGAAUAUCAAUGAAUGUGCCAGUGGUCCGUGCAGAAACAAUGGUACAUGUGUGGAUGAGGUUAAUGGGUACCGUUGUCACUGUAGGUAUGGCUUCAAUGGUAGCAACUGUCAAAAUGACAUCGAUUGGUGCCUGAGCAGCCCAUGCACCAAUAAUGCCAGCUGUACAGAUGGCAUCGAGACAUACAACUGCACUUGCCCCAAGGGUUUUAUUGGCAGGAACUGUGAAAUUGAUAUCAAUGAAUGCAGAUCGAAUCCGUGCCUUUUUGGAGGGACCUGUAUCGAAAGAUCGAACCUUACUGCUCUUGCUAUCAAUGGAAAAUUAACAAAUGAUUUGAAGAAUAGCUAUGCAAACAGGCAUGGGUACAUUUGCUUAUGCAAGCCAGGCUUUAUGGGAGUCAAUUGUGCUACUAAUGUAAAUGAAUGUCAGCCUAAUCCUUGCCAAAACAAUGCAACAUGCACAGACCUUGUUAAUGCCUAUAACUGCACAUGCCAGCCUGGAUACACAGGAAAAAACUGUUCUAUAAAUAUUGACGAAUGUGCUUCAAGUCCAUGCCAGAACAAUGCUACAUGUGUGGAUCUGGUUAAUAGUUAUAGCUGCAAUUGUAAAGCAAAGUACACAGGUAUGAGAUGCGAGAAUGCAGUCAACCAAUGUGUUGUCAAAGACCCCUGUAUAAAUGGUGGUGUGUGCCACCAAAUCGGUACUAACUAUAACUGUACUUGCCCUGUUGGUUUUACUGGUAAAAACUGCUCAGUGAAUACCACAGUAGAAUUUGAUGGCAAUGCAAACUGGACAUUGACUAGCAAUGUUAGAAAGAUUGAUUUUGCAUUUAGGACUACGCUCAAUAAAGGUUUGCUUGUACAGUUCUUAUCAGCAAGUGGAAGCUUAUAUCUAGGAUUAAGUAGCGAGGGUGUAGUUGUGGCAACUGAAACUGGAUCAAGCACUGCUUACAUCAUCAGCACUGUUAGUGAUGGCGCAUGGCAUAGUAUAACUGUGUUGUUAGACCAGAAAUCUAUGAAUUUUUCCAUCGAUGGCAAACAUUUUCGUCAUGCCUCAGGGAUCGCAAAUAUUAUCCAAUUGCAUUUUGGCAAAGCGAAUACUUCAUCAUCAAAAAUCAGUGGAUCAUUUCCUAGCUAUGUUGGCUGUAUCCGUGAUUUGAAAACUGACGGGAAAGACAUGGUACCUGGACAGGACGGUCAGCUGAGCGGGGGAAAGAUUGGCACUUGUACAUGGAAGAAAUUUUGCCAAAAGUCGCCCUGUGUGAAUGGUGGAGCAUGCUCAGACCAAUGGAAUAAAUACACCUGCAAGUGUAAUCGUCGCUUUUUUGGAUCUAAUUGCGAGAAAGUGUACGAUGCUUUUACAUUUGGUGCAGUUCCUGUCAUAAAACCCAUCCCGCCGCCUACGUCAUCAACAAACACAAGUCGUAGACGUAGAUCUGUGUCCAGCCCUGGAGGAAACCAGACUAGUUUCGUCCUGUCUGUCGUUAAUACUACCUUCAAUUCCGAAUCCAAAAUUUCCCUGUCAUUACGUACUAGGGCAUCAAAUGGUAUACUAUUUCUCUUAUCAAGUAACAGUCCAAGUUCGCGUACGGGGAGUGUUCAAUCCUAUCUAACACUGCAAAUGAUAAAUGGUGCCUUGUUUUUCAAAUUCGCUCAUCAAAGUGAAUCGAAAUCGCAAAAUACAAACCGGUUAGUCAAUGAUGGCGUUUGGCAUGAUAUUAGUGUCAACAAGCAAAAUAUAACCGUGGAUAAUACAGUAAUACAUUCACCAGGAAUAGCCACUGACAUGCCAGCUCGAUAUUUUUACGUCGGAGGGGUGGAUAAUGCAACGUUCUUCGCAAGUGCAUUAGAAACAAGUACCCAGUAUAGCGGGUGCUUGCAAGCUAUAUCACUGAACGGAGCAACGCUGACAGCCAGUCCGGUUAGUGGUGGCGGCUCAACACACAAUGUUAGCAGUAGUAAUGCUCAGGCAGGCUGCAAUGGGACAGAUGUGUGUGGUAACAACCCAUGCAAUAAUGGUGGCAACUGCACUGAUCACUGGAAUGCAUAUAGUUGUACGUGUCCAAAGGGUUAUUCUGGUGACACCUGCUCUCUUUCCGGUUGCUCGGUUAGAAAUCCAUGCCCGAAGGAUUCGAUGUGUUUUGAUCUAUCUUCAAGAAAUGUAACGUGUGUCAUUCCAAGAACCUUCAAUGGCAGCACCAGUCGAGCAGCCUUUAACAGUUUAAAAGUGGCUAAUGCAUCGACUUUAUCUUUCUCUCUACGAACUCGUAGUUCCACCGCCAUAAUAAUGGGGUCCUACAGCAAUAAUAGCCAUUAUGUUGCGAUUGGCCUAAAUGAAGGCAGGGUUGAGCUUGUAUAUCGGAAUUGGUCAAUGUCAACUGAAAGCAGAAUUACAGGGGCACGCAAAGUGAAUGAUGGGGCUUGGUAUCACAUUGAAUUCAAUACGGCAAUCUCGACGACCAUAGCUAUCAACUACACUCUGGAUGCUACUAAAAGUGGUAAUGUCUUUGGUGAAAAUUUCAAGACUUUAUUGGACACAAGCGGCAUUACAAUUGGAAGCAUCGCAACACCUUCUCUAACUUCUAAAUUUAAUAACACCGUUUUCAUUGGCUGCUUUGCGAAAUUUAUGAUUGGAAAUGAACUGAUAAGUAUGAACACUUCUGUGAACGUUGGUUUGAUUGACGGUUGUCAUAGUUCGAAUCCCUGUAUUCAUAAACCCUGUGGUAGUGGCCAGUGCCUUGACACUUUCAACAGCUAUAGAUGUGUAUGUCCUCCUUAUUAUACAGGAGAGAAAUGCAAUAGUACCCAUAAUGUCGAUUGUGGCUUUAAAUCUGAUCUGUGUCAUCCAAGCUCUACUUGUGUAAAUCUGACUUCUGCGCAGCCGCGGGUGUUUAGUAUGUCUGGAAAUGAUAUGUUCCGCUGUAAUUGUGCUUCCGGUUACGCGGGAUAUCGGUGUUUCACUCUUGUGAAUUUGUGCACGCCAAACCCUUGUGUUAACGGAACAUGUGAACCGUUAACUGGUGAUUACAAUUGCAGAUGUACGAGUGGAUAUGCUGGUAAAAAUUGUUCUUUGAAUAUUGAUGAAUGCGCGUCGAAUCCAUGCCAAAACGGAGGGAGCUGUAAUGAUGGCUUAAAUACUUAUACAUGUACUUGCACGUCUGCUUAUACUGGUGAUCGUUGUGACAAAGCAGUUAGUAGCAGUAAUAAAAGUAAAGAAAUUGGAAUGUGGGUCGGCAUUGGCAUCGCCAUCUUAGUUGUUAUUAUCAUUAUUGCUGUUAUUGCCUUCAAGUACUGUAACAAAGAGCGUGGAAUGCAGGGCACCUACAGUCCGAGUAGACAAGAAAAGGGACAGGUUGAGAUGGCUUCCAUGCCACCUAUUCCACCGAAAGAAAGGCUUAUCUAAUAGAACUCUGCGGCCAAACGUGGUGCAAUUGUAGCAUUGUUGAUCUAGUGCUGUAUAGGUCCUGAAAAUAUAUGAAAUUCGAAACAGAUAAAUCAUUGACGUUGGAUUUCAAAAGGCAAAGUUCGUCGGCUGUGAAGCUCUCCUGCAUAUUCACAACAAUGAAAAGCCCUUUUGGAAACAACCUAGGUUUUUCCAUCGAAGGAUUUAUAUGAUUUGUAGCGCUCUUUCCAGAGAGAUUAAGUUGUAUAUUAUCCUGAAUUACUCUGAACCAUAUAUUACUAAACCAUAUUUACACAGAUCGUCGGAUUCCAUUCAUUUAACAUCCAGGUAGUUUACAAGAUCUAUGAUUGGCAUUUGUAACUGAUAUUAUUUCCGAGGCCUUUUGACGUUUUAUCUAAGGGGUAGUUGCCCCGCCUUUGCUUAAGAUAAUAGAAUAUUUUUGAACAAAGCUCGAAACCCUUAGAAACAGGGUAUGCUGAAUUAUACCCCCCUCCCGAACAGACGUUAUUUUCUGCCUAAAAGUCAACUGCGCUAAUAGAAACUUCCUAGCGUUGGUCUGAUAAUGCCCCCCAUAAAUUUAAUUACAAAGGAUUAGUGGAAAGCCCGUUCCUUUUUACGUUAAACCUGAAACCCGUUUGAGGCUAAGUCACCUGUCAAGUUUAUUGUUACAUUUCCCAACUAUCAUAUUACAAAUUCAGAAUCCCAGUCAUAUGCAAUCACAAUGCAAUUGAAAAUAUUUUUUUUCUGAUUUUUUUAUUCGUAGUAUGUAUCUUGCCGAAGUGGUGUAAUUAUUUUCUAUUUUGUGCGAAUUUCAUGCAGUAUGCAGUUUCUAUGUAAGGAUGUAUGAUAUCAUGUUACUCUGUUCAUUGGAGAUUUAGAUUUUCAUAAAGUUUCUAUGCCGACGUGUUUAACCUUUUAAAUGAGGCGGCUUUUCUGUCUCCCAUUGAAAAUUUAUGACAGCUAGACUGAAAUUUCCUGACAGAUUGACUUGCCCCCCGUAAUAAUGUUUCAGCCCCGACGGUCCCUCCUUCAGCUUCAAGAACCUAGACCCAGGGACUGCGGAAGUGGGGGCUACGGGGGCUUUGUUCCCUCCCCCCACAAAUUUCCAAAAUAUACAAUAACCAUACAAAAAUUGUCCUGCAUUUGUUUUUAUCAUAUUAAGCCCAAAUCUCCAAAAAACGUUUUAGCCCCCUCAAUCUGUAAUAUGCUCGGUGGCCCUUGCCUAGACCUCCCAUAUUCAGAAUCCACCUGAACUUUAAUUUGAGAGGCCUUACGACGUGAAAUUAUAUGUUUUGACAGUAUCACAUGUAACAGUCUUGGUUACUGUUUAUAGGCUAAUUUUGGUAACCCGUUUAAGAUCUACAAUUAUCAUUGACAUUUGAAGCUUUACAGGAAUAAGUUAACAGUUUUUCUUUAUAUAUCGUUUUCACAAGAUUUUUGAGUAUAUUAUGUUAUGAAUUGUAUUUAAUAAAAGAAGGUGUACAUAGUUGAACGUUGUAAUAUCUAGCUGUUUUUGCGAAGUACUAAAUAGUAAUAGACGUUAUUUCUGCAAAUUUUUGUGGCGAAUCAAAUUGAAGGGGCAUUGGCUAUUGAUUUUUUAUAUGCAUUAUAGAAAGUUCUCCUGAAGAUUUUCAAAUCAUUCGAGUAAAAUCCCGCAGAUUCAAAACCUUGUUAUUGUGAAGUGAAAGGUGCUGGAGUCAUUUAUGGUCGGUUAUUGGAAACAUUAUGUAGAAUUUAUUUUGUAUUUUUUAUCAUUCUAAAUUUCUCUUCCCAUUUUCUAGGAGCUCUUGCUCAGCAAAAUGGUAAUCAAUUUGCAUAUGUUUUAUUAAUCUGUCCUGGUUUUCGCAUCUAAAUACGUUUUUAGUUGCAAUAUUACGUACAACUGUUUCGAUUUAGGAACUUGCUGUGAGGAUAAUGUAUUCCAUCUAGUCUAGAUAUAGUUUUUCUGCUGAUCACCUUCUUUCGAUGAAGAUUUUGAAUUGAUUUUUACUUAAGAUGAUCGCUCGAUGUGAUUAUUUCUCUAAGCAUUCUAAGUAGACCCUUCUCGCAUAUAGGCUUUGAAUUUUAGGUACGCAAACGUUUGCUAAAA